GAUGGCGCAACAAGUGCAGUGUGAGUGAGUCAUCGCAUCAAAUCGACUUCAGAUAUGAAUUCCGAGUGGAAACAGGCCAUGGCUUUCUGACGAACGAUGUCUCGUUUGGCCGACUAUUUCGUAGUCGUGGGGUUCGACCAUACAAAAGAAAGAGGUGGAAUUAGUUGUGGAAAAGUAUUACAACGUUUUCCUGAGAAAGAUUGGCCAGACACUCCUUUUAUAGAUGGUAUUGAAUUGUUUUGUCAACCUCAAGGAUGGUCAUUGUCAACUGUUCGUCAGCAGCCAACAUUUUUUGUAUCAGUUUUAACAGAUAUAGAUGCAAAUCGACAUUAUUGUGCAUGCUUGUCUUUUAAUGAACCAAUUGCUAUCACUCCAAGUAAACCACCUGACGAUGAAGGAGAGGAAGAAGUGGUAGAAAAUGCAGGACUAAUUCAACAUCAUUCAUUAAUGUAUGCCCCAAAAUGUUUAGUUCUUGUGUCAAGAUUAGAUUACUUCAAUACUUUCAAGAACUGCUUAGGAAUAACAUAUACAGUUUAUAUAGACAAUAUGAUGCCCAAUAUUCAAAUGGAAACUUUAGUAGGAAAUAUAUUGGGCUGCGUACAAGUCCCACCUCCUGGGGGACCUCAAGUUCGAUUUUCUAUAGGUGCUGGAGAUAGGCAAGCUCUUCAACCUCCUCUUAGUGCCUCAUUGCCUGUUACUAAUAUCACAGUAUAUCAAAUUUUUCAAGAACUUGGAAUUCAUAAUGUUGUCAUAUUAUUUUGUGCAGCUAUGACAGAACAUAAGAUUCUUUUCUAUUCAAGAAGCUAUUCACGUUUAACAGAUGCCUGUCAUGCCAUCACUGCUUUAAUGUACCCAUUUAAAUACAGCCAUGUAUAUAUUCCAUUGUUACCUGCAGCUCUUAUUGAAGUUUUAAGCACACCAACACCCUUUAUUAUGGGUGUACAUUCUUCACUACAAGAAGAGAUAGCAGAUUUGUUGGAUGUAAUAACAGUUGACUUGGAUGGGGGUUCUAUUAAUAUUCCUGAAUGUGUAACUAUACCAUUGCUUCCAGAGCCCUUACAUUCUCAGCUCUAUUCUCAUCUUUGUAUGAUAUUAAGGCCAGAAUUAAUGAUUGCUGAUGAUGCAUUUCCUUCUUCACAGCAGAAAGUUUGUCAGCCUGUUAUAUUGGAUAAAGAAAUACGUGCUGUUUUUUUACGUAUAUUCGCACAAUUAUUACAAGGAUACCGUUCCUGUCUUACUAUUAUACGUAUACAUCCAAAACCAUUUAUUACUUUUCAUAAGGCAGCUUUUUUAGGUCAGAGGGGUCUAACAGAUAGCGAAUUUGUUACAAAGGUGCUUGACUGUAUGUUUUUUAACACUUUCGUUUCUGAAAGAGGGCCCCCAUAUCGAGUCUGUGAUAUUUUUGAUGAGCUUUAUGCAGGCAUGCAAGAUGUAAUGAAAGCAGAAACAAAAAAUCCAGAAUUAGCUUUGAAACAUAUUGAAGAUUUAGCAAAUCAACUGUAUUUAAAUGAAAAUCCAAAUCCUCAACCAUAUGUUCAAAAAAUACCAAGACCUACUGAAGGAGCUUUUACUAGAAUUCAUCAACCUACAUUUCCUCUUUUAUGUGGUAAAUUAGUUCAAGAAAUAAUGGAAGAUGGCUUAACAAAAAAUAAUCUCAGAACAAAAUUACAAGCAAUGAAACCUCAACAACCACAUAUUGUUCCAAUGGGUAUUCCAAUCACUGCACUUGAAGAUAAUAGAAGUUUGACAAAUAGUGCAAGGAGAUUAGAAGUAUUAAGAAAUUGUGUAACUUGUAUAUUUGAAAAUAAAAUCUCUGAUGCACGGAAGACUUUUCCAGCAGUAUUAAGAGCUCUUAAAAAUAAGACUGCUCGAUUAGCUUUAACUCAAGAAUUAGCAAAUCAUGUUACAGGAAAUAAAGCAAUGUUGGAACAUCAGCAAUUUGAUCUUGUUGUUAGACUUAUGAAUUGUGCUCUUCAGGAUGAUUCUAGUAUGGAUGAACAUGGUGUAGCUGCAACAAUUCUUCCACUGGCUAUGGCAUUUUGUCGGAAACUAUGUACUGGUGUAAUACAAUUUGCUUAUACAUGUAUACAAGAUCAUGCUGUGUGGUCAAAUCAACAGUUUUGGGAAGCUGCUUUUUAUCAAGAUGUUCAACGUGAUAUUAGAGCUUUAUAUGUUCCACAUAGUAUCCAAAUGAAUGAUAGAAAAUCUCUCUCUCCAACUAGUCCACGAGAUUUAUCCAUAUAUGUUGUUUUUAAGAAUAAAGAUCUUGGAUCUUUAUGGAGUCGAGAAGGUGGCCGUAAUGGAGGUGAUGUAAAUAAUCGGAGAUCUACAGGUCAUUAUCUACGACCUUCAGAACCAACAGCUUUGGAGAUAGCUGCUGAACAGAUGAGAUUAUGGCUUAUGAUUGAUAAAAUACAACAAAAAGAAUUGAUUAAUAAUGAAGAAUCAACUGUAUAUAGUCAAGCUAUUCAUUUUUCAAAUCGUAUGGUUUCUUUAAGAAUUCCUCUUGAUUCAAGUAAAGGAAUUAUGACACCAGUUGAUGUUGAAAGAGACAGCAAUAGUAAUAGCAUUGUAACUACAAGUAUUGCAGAAACUGAUAGUUUUGGAGCAGAAAGUGGAUUUGAAGAAGAUACUUCUGAAGUUGGGGUGAAUGUUAUAAAAUUUGUUUCUAGAUUUGUUGAUAAAGUUUGUACUGAAAGUGGUGUAACAGAAGAACAUAUCAAGUCUCUACAUCAAAUGAUUCCAGGUGUAGUAGCAAUGCAAUUAGAAACAUUAGAAGCUGUACAUAGAGAAAGUAAGCGACUACCUCCAAUAAUGAAACCUAAAAUACUAACUCCUAGUCUACUGCAAGGAGAAGAAUUAGUGAUGGAAGGUUUAAGAGUUUAUUUAAUACCAGAUGGCAGAGAAGAAGGAACAGGAGGAAUUUUAGGAGGACCUCUGCUUUUACCUGCAGAAGGUGCUUUGUUUUUAACAAAUUACAGAAUAAUAUUUAAAGGAAUUCCUUGCGAUCCAUUUGCUUGUCAGCAAACAAUUGUAAGAAGCUUUCCUAUUGCUAGUUUAACAAAAGAGAAAAGGGUAAACACACAAUAUCUUUCACAUCUGGAUCAAAUUUUGCGAGAAGGACUUCAAUUAAGAUCAAGUACUUUCCAGUUAAUAAAAGUAGCAUUUGAUGAAGAAGUAACAUCUGAAAAUAUAGAAAUGCUGCGAAAAUUAAUAAAUAAAGUGAGAUAUCCAGCAACCAUAUUUCAUGUUUUUGCAUUUAGUGGUCAGUUAACUGUUCCUCAGACACCACUUCAUAAGCAGAAAGAGAAAAAUGCAACUUUAAAGUUUAAGAAAACAUUACUCAAGACUGCCAUGAAAGCAGGUUUUAAACCUAAACCAUCUUCUCGAAAACAAAAAUAUAUUAUUCAUGGACCUGGUGAUGCAAAAACUUUGCCGAGUCCAAACAGGAUGCCAUCAUCUACUUUUGACAGUGAAAAUGAAAGACCAAUCUCUCUCUACGAUGAUGAUUUAUCUAUUAUAGAUGAAAGUGAUCUGAACACAAUAACACCUCAUGUAUCAACUCCUCAUAUGGAUUCCAAAACUUUAGAGAAAUUAUCAGAAAGAAGUUAUUGUAAAGAUUAUCAGAGGUUGGGCUUAGGCUCUUUAAAUAGUAAUAAUUCCAAAGGAAAAAGUGAUGGCCUCCGUAUUACCUCCAUUAACAGUACUUACAGUAUUUGUAGAAGUUAUCCUGCAUUACUUGUUGUUCCGCAAUGUAUAUCAGAUGAUAAUAUAAGAAAAUUUUCAAGGUGUUAUGUACACUAUAGAUUUCCUGUUGUUACAUGGUGUCAUCCAAGAACAAAAGCACUGUUAUUACGUGCAAGUGGAUUUCAUGGUAAAAGUGUAAUGGGUAUGCUAAAAGGACAUCAAACAUCAUCAAGUGCCUCUAGUGAGACAUCAGCACAUAUUGAACAUGAAAAGUACAUAUCAGCGAUAGUAAAAAUAACUCCUUUAUCAACUCUAAGAUCUGUUGUUGGCUCAGACGGAAUACAUGAUUCCACUCUUAGCAUCACAUCAUUAGUUCUUGGCAGUAGUGGUAUGGAUAAUUUUCCUACACUUACUCCAGAAGUUAUACGCCGUUCAAAUCCAAUACAAAAGGCUGUAAACAGUUUACGUUCCUCAGGAGGAAAAGGUGGAAAACAAUUAAGGUGGGGUAGUUUAAAAGAAAGAAGACAAGGAUCUACAACUAGUCUGGGCUCAGAAUUUGCCUUACGUAAUACCUCAAGAUUCUCAGAUACAGACGGUAUUGAAGCUGCUCACACUUUACAUAGAGUGGCACUUUAUAUUUUUGGUGAAAAAGGACAAAUUAAAGGAAUUAAAGGUGACUCGUUUCCUAACUGUGAUUUUAUUACUGUUGAUUUCUACGAAGUUCGCCAAGUAAAGACAAGUUUUAAGAAAUUAAUGAGAGCAUGUGCUCCCAGUAGUCCUGUUACUGAACCAGAUCAAAGUUUCUUUCAUGCUGUUGAAAGUUCUGAAUGGCUAAAUCAACUUCAAUGUAUUUUGCAACUGUCUGGUGCCAUUGUUGAUUUAGUUGAUGUACAAGGUUCAUCUGUAAUGGUUUGUCUUGAAGAUGGAUGGGAUGUUACUACUCAGAUUGUUUCAAUUGCUCAAAUUUGUUUAGAUCCAUAUUACCGAACAUUUGAUGGUUUCCGUGUACUUAUUGAAAAGGAAUGGUUAGCCUUUGGACAUCGAUUUACUCACCGUGGUAAUCACACAGCUGCCACUUCAGCAAGUGGUUUCACUCCUCUAUUUUUACAGUUUUUAGAUGUGAUACAUCAAAUUCAUCUGCAGUUUCCACUCUCAUUUGAAUUCAACCAAUAUUAUUUAAAAUUUUUGGCCUAUCAUUAUGUGUCUUGUCGAUUUAGAACAUUUCUUUUGGAUACUGAAUGUGAAAGGUCAGAAAUGAGAUGGUUAGAGGAAAGAAGUUCUCGUCAUAGAGGAUUGGAUGGCGGAUCUGAUGACGAAAGUGGAUUUACUUUAAAGUCUAAUUCUCUAUCUUCUGGGCCAUUAGGAACUUCAUUUUGGGACUAUGUUGAAAAAUUAUGGACUAAAUCACCUGUUUUUUAUAAUUUUUGGUAUUCUCCCAAUCAAGAUGAAGGUUUUCAGGUUUUACGACCAUAUUCAAACAUAUCCAAUUUAAAAAUAUGGAGUUAUUAUAUAGAAGAAAAUUUAGCACAUGGUCCUUUGUAUGAUGUUGAAAUAAUAGCAAUGGAAAAACAGAAGGAAGAGGAAGCUGAAGCUGCAGAUGGAAAUAUUAACCAAAGUUCUCGCCGUGUUCUCCACAAAUGUUAUGACAACAUUCAGAGUGUUGAAACUGAUGUAUUCAGCCAGUUACUAGAAAGUAUACAUAAUCAAGAGACUGAAUUGGGUCAUUUACCACAAAAGUGGCAAGUAUUAUGGGAAAAAUUAGAGCUUCCUUGCACUGAUCCACUACAACGUCAAGUUUCUUUUACUACACAAAUGAUUCGAUCUCAUGGACGCUCAAUUCAUAAACGUUCUACUAUAGAAAUUUUGGUCAGAGGUAAAAUGAUAGGUGAAGGUACUCAGCCUCAAGUAUAUUCUCAUCCUCAUCGUUUUGAAAAAUAUAAUUACACUACUCCAACGUAUUGUGAUUAUUGUUCACAUAUUUUAUGGGGCCUUGUAAAGACAGGUAUGAGAUGUAUGGAUUGUGGUUAUAAUUGCCAUGAAAAAUGUUUAGAAGCAGUUCCAAAGAAUUGUACAAAAUAUAAAUCUGUAAUUGAUUCUGGUGCUGUUACAAAUGCAGUAUCAAAAGGAGGAAGUGCAGAAAAUUCUUCUGUUUCUUCAAGCGUUACAACUAUGCAAACAAGCAGUCAGUACUAUGACCAGUUUUCAUCAAAUGUAGCAGAAAACAGAACACAUGAAGGUUAUUUAUAUAAAAGAGGUGCACUUCUAAAAGGAUGGAAGCAACGCUGGUUUGUUUUGGAUUCAAUUAAACAUCAGGUUAGUAACUAGUUUAAAAUUCAUAUA
Messenger RNA from Centruroides sculpturatus (bark scorpion), 6027 nucleotides. It is a transcript of the gene Sbf, whose product is annotated as myotubularin-related protein 13-like. Lineage: Eukaryota; Metazoa; Arthropoda; Arachnida; Scorpiones; Buthidae. The transcript has 39 exons. The record is from RefSeq and is a predicted model, not a curated record. The coding region runs from base 97 to 6012 and encodes 1971 amino acids.